UUGAAGGUGGAAGAUUAUAUUAUUGGCUAUUUGGGCGAGAGCCGUUCCGUGAAAGAACUCAUACGAGAGUUCUUGGAGAGGCGUUCGCAGGCACGUCAGAAAAAAGGACCUGUUGACAAGGAUGAUUUAACGCACCCGGCGCAUGCGGCCGAUGCAGUGAGCAUGAAUGCAACCGGAAGCAAAUCAGACAGUACUACCUCACAGCAACAAGUGACGGGUGGAGGAGGAGGAGGAGGAGGAAGAAAGAAGAAGAAAGGUGGCAAGGGGAACAAGCUGCUCGUUGAUGGUGCUUGUUUGGGCUUUAAAGGAACAGCCGAUCCAAAUCGAGUUAACGUUGGUGAAAUUGACACAGUUGGUGCAACCCAAAAGUGA
Molecule: messenger RNA, 372 nt
Organism: Gongylonema pulchrum
Lineage: Eukaryota; Metazoa; Nematoda; Chromadorea; Rhabditida; Gongylonematidae
Source: the annotation of a GenBank genome assembly